CCCAACCCCUUGUUCCCUCCCGGAUCGGAAUUCAACUGUCGAUUCGUCUCGCACUCGCAGCAUAAACCCUAGAAUCGAAGAUCCUCUUCCUUGAUUUCGAGAGAUCGAAGGCGCAUCUCGAUCGAUUCGCGUUUACUUUCUUCGCUUUGACGUGUUGUCCGCGGUUCCUUCCUGGUUCUGACGGAGGAAGCUUCGGUGGAGGCCUCGAGUGAUGUGGUUCUGUCGCUCGCUUGAGUAGUAGAAGAAGAAGAAGAAGAAGAGAGAUGAGCACGUUCGUGCCGAAGGAGUCCAUCGAGGUCCUCGCGCAGACCAUCGGCGUUCCCAAUUUGGCCUCCGAUGUCGCCGUCGCCGUCGCGUCCGACGUCGAGUACCACCUCCGAGAGAUUAUGCAGGAGGCGAUCAAAUGCAUGCGCCACUCGAGGAGAACGGCACUGACUGUUGACGACGUGGACAGCGCUCUUAAAUUGAGAAAUGUGGAGCCAAUAUACGGAUUCGCCUCCAGUGAUGCACUGCGAUUCAAAAGAGCUGCUGGACAUAAUGACCUGUUUUAUGUAGAUGAGAAGGACGUGGAAUUCAAAGAUAUCGUUGAUGCACCUUUGCCGAGAGCUCCACUUGAUACAUCAGUUUCUGCUCAUUGGUUAGCGAUUGAAGGGGUUCAGCCUGCAAUUCCAGAAAGCCCUGCUUUUGAAGGACUCACAGCGGCAUCAGAUGGCAAAAAGUAUGAAAACAGGGAAGAUGGAAUUUCCAUUGACAUCAAAUUACCCAUUAGGAGUGUACUAUCUAGGGAGCUUCAGCUAUACUUUGAGAAAAUUAGAAAACUUACUAUUAGCAAUUCGGAUUCUGUCCUCUUUGACCAAGCACUUGUAAGCUUGGCCACUGACUCGGGUCUUCAUCCUCUGACUCCUUAUUUUACGCAGUUUAUUGCUGAUGAGGUUACACGAAAUUUGAGCAAGAUCUCUUUGCUUUUUGCCCUAGUACGCAUUGUGGGAAGCCUUCUUCAAAAUCCGCACGUUCAUAUUGAACCCUAUCUGCACCAAUUGAUGCCAUCUAUUAUUACUUGUCUUGUUACCAAAAGAUUGGGUAAUCGGUUAAGUGACAAUCACUGGGAGCUCAGAAACAUGUCAGCGAGUCUGGUUGCUUCAAUAUGUAAAAGAUACGGGCAUGUUUACCAUAAUCUGCAGCCGCGUGUCAUACGGACCCUCGUUCAUGCUUUCCUCGAUCCAAAGAAGUCAUUGCCUCAGCAUUACGGUGCAAUCAAAGGAUUAGCAGCGCUUGGACCUAGUGUGGUUCGGCUGCUGAUAAUACCCAAUCUUGAACCUUAUCUGCAACUUCUUUCAUCAGAAUUGUUGCCUGAGAAUCAAAGAAAUGAAAUAAAGAGGCUUGAAGCCUGGCGUGUUUAUGGAGCACUGCUGAGUGCGGCUGGCCUUUGUAUGUACAAUCGACUAAAGAUGCUCCCCAAUUUGCUCUCACCCCCUACUCGUGCUGUUUGGAAGACCAACGGGAAGGUCGUGACGUCAAGGAUGGUCACGAUGUCAAAUAAACGAAGAGCGAGCUCGGAUAACUUAAGGCAGCAACCGCCACUGAAAAGAGUAGCCACAGAGGGAAUGAUUGGUGGCAUGCCUGCUAAUUCCAUGCAAGGAGUAGGGAGCGGAUUUUCAGGGGCAGUGGGGGGUCCUGGUGUUUCCGUAUUGCGUCAAUUGCCCAGUGAAGGCACCUCAGGAAGGGAUCCCGGUGUCGGCUCAACUUCAAAGACAUCAAACGCCUUAGCCCAGGCUUGGAAAGAGGAUGUGAAUGCUGGACACUUGCUCGCCUCGCUGUUUGAAUAUUUCGGCGAAAGCAUGUUCUGCUUCACUCCGAAGCCCGAGUUGUCCUUUUUUCUGUGAUUAGUUAAGCUUGUGUAUCUUGUUUAUCUCAUCAUGGCGCAUUUUGUGCAAAAUUAAUGUUCGCCUGUAUCAAUGAACUGUUUUAAUUGUUCUUCUAGUAGUUAAUGGAAAGGGUAAUACGUUAAGAGCCGUUGAGCUGGUCCCGUCCCUUGGAUUCCGGAAGGUGAUCUCUGCUUUUCUGCCGAAGGACGAUCCAGUCAUUUUCCCUAUAACUGGGGGAUGCGGUGGAGCUGUGAUUGGCCCGAAGCAAGUGAAGUUUGCUCUAGUUUGUGUCCGCGAGUGGGGUUCUUUAAGCCUUUACUGGGCCUCUAGCCGGAAAGUGGACCUUCCGGCAAUGCUGUGAAUUGACAGUUGUGCCCAAUAUUUGGCCCUUAUUCUGGGCCUUUUGAA
Messenger RNA from Eucalyptus grandis, 2273 nucleotides. RefSeq names its product transcription initiation factor TFIID subunit 6. The record is from RefSeq and is a predicted model, not a curated record. Gene Ontology annotation, biological process: RNA polymerase II preinitiation complex assembly; transcription initiation at RNA polymerase II promoter. Bases 264 to 1883 code for a protein of 539 amino acids. NCBI's taxonomy places the organism in Eukaryota, Viridiplantae, Streptophyta, Magnoliopsida, Myrtales, Myrtaceae. Gene Ontology annotation, molecular function: transcription coactivator activity; RNA polymerase II general transcription initiation factor activity; protein heterodimerization activity. The transcript has 12 exons. Gene Ontology annotation, cellular component: SAGA complex; transcription factor TFIID complex; SLIK (SAGA-like) complex.